Messenger RNA from Chanos chanos (milkfish), 2631 nucleotides. It is a transcript of the gene psen1, whose product is annotated as presenilin 1. NCBI's taxonomy places the organism in Eukaryota, Metazoa, Chordata, Actinopteri, Gonorynchiformes, Chanidae. Gene Ontology annotation, cellular component: gamma-secretase complex; membrane. Gene Ontology annotation, biological process: amyloid-beta formation; calcium ion homeostasis; protein processing. The transcript is spliced from 11 exons. The record is from RefSeq and is a predicted model, not a curated record. Bases 156 to 1526 code for a protein of 456 amino acids. Gene Ontology annotation, molecular function: aspartic endopeptidase activity, intramembrane cleaving.
GUGGCGGUGCAUUAGUGAACAUCGAAUUGAUGUUUUUCGAAUUCCUUUCCAAAGACUCUCAAUACACAAAGUCGCGAAUGAAUAUAUAAUAUCGUUGUAAUUAAGAAUCAAACACGUCGCUUGUCUAUGAGGGCAAGAGUUAAUUCGGCGCACCAAUGGCUGACACUGUGGAAGAACAAGUGAACAAUGUGUCCAAUGAGGGAGCAGAGCAGAACCAGCACACAGAUGUAGUGGGCUCAGUAGGUCCAGUCAGGGGAGAGGCCGAACUGAACGGCCAGCCCCCCUCUGCCCGCCCUCCUCAGGUGGUCACUGACAGCGAAGAGGAUGAGGAUGAGGAGCUGACUCUUAAGUAUGGCGCUAAACAUGUCAUCAUGCUCUUUGUCCCCGUCACUCUGUGCAUGGUGGUGGUUGUGGCGACCAUCAAGUCCGUCAGCUUCUACACACAGAACGACGGCCAGCAGCUGAUUUACACACCCUUUCGUGAGGACACAGAGAAUGUGGGCCAGCGUGCUCUGAACUCCAUCCUUAAUGCCAGCAUCAUGAUCAGCGUCAUUGUGGUCAUGACUCUUGUCCUGGUGCUGCUCUAUAAGUACCGCUACUAUAAGGUGAUCCAUGCCUGGCUUUUCUUCUCCUCCCUGCUCCUGCUUUUUGUCUUCUCUUACAUCUACCUGGGGGAGGUCUUUAAGACCUACAACGUGGCCAUGGACUAUUUCACGCUGGCUGUGAUCAUCUGGAACUUUGGGGUGGUGGGUAUGAUCUGUAUCCACUGGAAAGGUCCCCUUCGGCUCCAGCAGGCCUAUCUGAUCAUGAUCAGCGCUCUGAUGGCCCUUGUCUUCAUCAAAUAUCUGCCUGAGUGGACAGCCUGGCUCAUCCUAGCCGUCAUUUCAGUCUACGACCUGCUGGCAGUUCUUUGUCCAAAAGGGCCUCUAAGGAUACUAGUGGAAACAGCCCAAGAGAGGAAUGAACCCAUCUUCCCAGCCCUCAUCUACUCUUCAACAAUGGUAUGGUUAGUCGGCAUGGCUGACAACGCUGAGUCUGGGAGUAAGUCCACCACAGGGACUGCCACGCAAGAGGAAAACCAGGUUGCCUUAGCGCCCACUGCACAGCCUGAAGAUGAUGGCGGCUUCACAACGGACUGGGUGGUGCAUCAGCAACACCAGCUGGGUCCCCUCCAGUCCACAGAUGAAAGCCGAAGAGAGAUUCAGCAGUUGCCCUCAGCGCGGCCUCCGCCCGUGGACGACGAUGAAGAAAGGGGUGUGAAGCUGGGCCUCGGAGACUUUAUCUUCUACAGCAUGUUGGUGGGAAAGGCGUCAGCCACGGCGAGCGGAGAUUGGAACACCACACUGGCCUGCUUUGUUGCCAUUCUUAUCGGUCUUUGUCUAACUUUGCUGCUUCUUGCCAUCUUUAAGAAGGCUCUGCCUGCCCUUCCUAUAUCCAUCACUUUUGGUUUAGUUUUUUACUUUGCGACAGAUAACUUAGUUCGACCAUUCAUGGACCAGCUGGCACUUCACCAGUUCUACAUAUAGCAGGACGGGACACUCUGUAUAUCCUGUGUUCCACGCACCAGUUCAUACCACAGAGGCCCUCAACCUCACCACGGAGAAAGGGUGAGAGAGACGUUACCCAGACAAACUCCCUCGCUGGAUGCGUGAUUGACCAGACUCUCCUGUUUUUUCUUUUUCUUUUUUUGUUUGUUUUUUUGUUUUGUUUUGUUUUUAAGAAUGGAGGUUAUCCCCUCCCCCCACCUGCCAGCAAGUCAUUGUAAAUCUCAGAGUCUGAUUUGCUUUCUCAGUUUGAAUCAUCUUGUAAACUGGACUGCCUCUCUUUUGAUGCCAGCCUUUGCUUUUAUAAACAGUGCAUUGGUAAGAAAUGAUGCAUUUACUGCAUUAAUAAUGGUGAAGCUAAUUCUAUAAUGGAAGAGAGAAUUAUGCUAACGCUUGGAUACUCUCCACAAAAAUCUCAUAGUUUUUGGAAUGCAACUGGUUGUAAGUACAUUAACAAUGAUGGGUCCUUUAUAAUCAUAACUGGAUAAAGAGGGUGAUGCUGGUGACUUGGAUGAGCUCUAUUGUGUCAAACGGAACCAGAGUUGGCAUUGUUAUCCAAAUGUUGGAAGCACAAAUGAGGCAUUAUGGUAGUUCUUAUUGAAAUACAGACAGCAUAAAGCCAAAGCCUUGUCAAAUGUACAUGGCUUUGCCAAUGGUAGAUGGUAGUGAAAGAGGGUGGGUAUCUUAAUUUGAGUGAUUUUGUUUCUCUUUGUUGCUGUUGUUGUUGUUGUUUUUUUGGCAGGGUGCCUACAAACAUGGUUGAAAACACUUCUCAGAAAACUUGCGUAGUCUGAUCAUGUUUUGUUGUCAUUUAGAGGUACCUGGUGACUACAGCUGUAGUCUUUGUUAGCAUUAAAUAGACAAGAGAGCUGCUCGAGUCCACUAUUACACUUUAGUGGAAAAGUGCAGAGGCGUUGUUCUGGAAUGUACCGUACACUAAGUCCAAAUGUCCCACACAGCAACAACUCUGCACCAAAGUUUGUGAGAAGAUUAUGUAAUGUUAUGAAACUGUGACUUUAGUUUUCUUUCUUUGUUUACUAGCAACACAAUUCACCCCUCCUGAUGGUAUCACCUUACCGGGUCUAUU